Gossypium raimondii (Peruvian cotton) is the source of this 1107-nucleotide messenger RNA. RefSeq names its product loganic acid O-methyltransferase. The transcript has 3 exons. The coding region runs from base 1 to 1107 and encodes 368 amino acids. Lineage: Eukaryota; Viridiplantae; Streptophyta; Magnoliopsida; Malvales; Malvaceae. Gene Ontology annotation, molecular function: S-adenosylmethionine-dependent methyltransferase activity. Gene Ontology annotation, biological process: methylation. The record is from RefSeq and is a predicted model, not a curated record.
AUGGCCAAUGAAGAGCCCAAAACGGUGCCUCAACAAAUCACCAUGAAAGGUGGGGAUGGCCCAUUAAGCUAUGCCAAGAACUCUAGUUUGCAGAAAGGAGUUGUGGACGCUACAAAAGGAAUGAUCAUUCAUGCAAUCGCAAACAACCUUGACAUGGACAAGUUUUGUUCCCAAUCUUCUUCUCAAACAUUUCGAAUAGCAGAUUUUGGGUGUUCCAUUGGACCAAACACAAUUUUCUCCAUGCAAAACAUCAUACAAGCAUUAGAACAAAAACACCACGAAAACAACCAUGGAAACUCAUCCACCAUUCUCGAAUUUCAAUUGUUUUUCAAUGAUCAUUCGACCAACGAUUUCAACACCCUUUUCAAAUCCAUCCCUCCCUCGUGGCCAUACUUUGUCGCCGGUGUUCCAGGUUCGUUUUACAGACGAUUGUUCCCGAAAUCAUCUAUUCAUAUCGGACAUUCAUCCAACGCGUUGCAAUGGUUGUCCAAAGUUCCACAAGAAGUGGUUGAUUGUAAGUCUCCAGCUUACAACGAUGGAAAUAUAUAUUGUCGUGGGAUUGAAAAGGAAGUGACCAAAGCGUAUAUAGCUCAAUUUGAGAAAGAUAUGGAAAGCUUUUUGAAUGGUAGAGGCGAAGAACUUGUUAAUGGAGGGCUGAUGGUAAUCCUUAUGGGUGGAGUUCCCAAUGGAAUCCCUUUAUCUCAUACUGCAAUUGGCAAAUUUUAUGACCUUUUUGGAUCUUGCCUUCUGGAUUUGACUAACAAGGGAUUAGUCAAUGAAGAAAAGGUGAAAUCUUUCAACUUGCCCUUAUACUUUCCCUCGGCUAAGGAGGUAAAGGAAUUAAUUGAGAGAAACGGGCGUUUCAGCAUCGAAAGCAUGAACGAAAUAACCGAGCAACUAAAACGUGGGCAGCCAUUGCCGAGUGCCCAAAACUGUAUAUCUCACGUAAGAGCUGGAUUCGAAGGAUUGAUUAAAGACCAUUUCGGAACUGAGAUCGUCGACGAGUUCUUCGCAUGUUACGCUAACAAGCAUUUACAAUCUGGCUUCGUAUUUGGAGACAAUGGUGUUGACAAUACCUUGAUGUUUAUGAUUCUCAAGCGCAUUUAA